Messenger RNA from Colletotrichum fioriniae, 378 nucleotides. RefSeq lists its product as uncharacterized. The record is from RefSeq and is a predicted model, not a curated record. NCBI's taxonomy places the organism in Eukaryota, Fungi, Ascomycota, Sordariomycetes, Glomerellales, Glomerellaceae.
AUGGCGAUUGCCGGAUCCGGUGUCAAUGCCGAUUGUUUCCCCAAAGGCAUGAUCGGCCACUAUGGCACAUGGCUCAAGCAGAAGGUUACAGCCGUGGGCGCGGACCGCCUUUCUCUUGUCUGCAUGGCAAUAGCCGGUGCAGCUAAAGAGGCUUUCGUUGGUGAGGAGAGUCGGACAUUCUGCAUGCAGGAGCAGGACGGCUUGAAGUGGGACUUUUCCAUCAAGAACCUGAACAGCGGCAAUCGAGUUCUAGGACAAGCCGAAUGCAUGUCUGGGCUGUCGAAGGAGGCCUAUAAUUGUUAUAGAGGAGGCAGGACAUCCUAUUGGAAUUGGGAAUACGCUUCCGACCCCAAUGCUGGCAGCUGCAUGGGGAAAUAA